AUGAGAGAAUUGGGCUUAUGCUUACUGAUUAGCAUUGUCAUUGGAACUGCAGGUAAGUUGCUGCAGUAUAUUUUGUGACAGUAUAAGACCUCGGCGAUCUCGCGUUGCUAAAACGAAAGGCAUUUUGCUGCGACGCAAUGCAUUCGGAGGCAAUAAUUCUCGAUGCAACAAGGUCCUUGACUAUCCGUCUGCCGGGAAAAUAAUGUGGAUGUGUCGCGCAUUGGAAUUGCCCAUCAUCGCUUUGCAACCGCCAGCCGCGGCUGGAUAUUUAGGCUAAACAUCAUGCCCCGAGAAAUCCAUAUUAUUUUCCCAACAGACUGAUGUCGAAAGGCCCGACAACCCAGUAACGAGACGAGACGAUAGCUCAAGAGUCAAGUGAUUUAUUCAGUGGAAAGGAGGCCUUUUAUAGGGAAGCCCCACGUAGGAAAGUGCAAUCAAAUUUGAAUAAAUGCAGAUCGUUCCUCGUGGGAAAAUCCUCGAAGCUCGGUCGUUCCGCCUCACAACUGAUACAGGGACCCGAUCCAAUGGCAAAAAACGUCUCCUUUUGCAUCCCGGAAGGGAUCAAAAUGACUCCAAACCCUUCCCUUCUCUAAGCCAAAAAACUCCGUUUUGAAAAGCGCGCCCUUUCCUUCAAGGCGGGCUCUUCAAAACGGGGUUUUUUAGCUUAUGUUAGAGAAGAGAAGGGUUUGGAGACAUUUCGGUCCCUUCCGGGUUGCAAAAAGAGACGUUUUUUGCUAUUGGAUCCGGUCCCUCACUGUAUCAAGACUUUUUUUCUCGGGUAUUUUACUACAUGCACAACUUUAGUGGCACAGGACUUGGAUCUGUUAGGAGGUGAGUUGGUAGCGGACACACCUGCAACCAAGCCCACCACCCCUACCACACACACGACUCCAACCACCCCUACAACCCCAACCACUCCCACCACUCCAACCACGCCAACAACCCCAUCACGUAAGUGAAACAACUGCCAUGUUUUCAAAACUGUAUGUUAGAUAUGUGCGUUGAUGGAGCCUUGAACUGCGCCCAGUUCAAAAGUCAAUGUGGAGCGGCUAAAAUGAAGCACUACUGCAAGCAAACAUGUGGCGCCUGUUCGUCCACAACUCCGUCUGCUUGCGUCGACGGUGCUACUAACUGUGCAAAGUUUUCGCAGCAAUGCAGCAAGCCAGCAUUUGCAAAAAUUUGCAAAAAGACGUGUGCAAAAUGUUAA
Messenger RNA from Bursaphelenchus xylophilus (pine wood nematode), 1207 nucleotides. NCBI's taxonomy places the organism in Eukaryota, Metazoa, Nematoda, Chromadorea, Rhabditida, Aphelenchoididae. The record is from the annotation of a GenBank genome assembly.